CGAAGCAGGUGGUUAUCUUAGGGGGCCACACCCCGAGCCUUUGACCUAAAGGUCUAACCCACAAGGCAGUGGAGCAUCGUAAGGACAUGCAGUCCCAUGGUAGCCGGUGACCAACGAUUGGUUCAUACGCCAUUCGUUCCCGCAGGAUACUGGAGCCCAUGUGCACCAUUGAUUUGGAAUCCGGUUAAAGCGCCGGACAUUCGCUUUUCGUCCUCUCAUUUUCGUAAACAACACCCCCGCCACGAGAAGGCAAUGAGUAGGACUUCCCUGGCAGAGGCUGUAUACGCGUGGCCGUGUGAGAGUAUUUCGAGAGGGAGAGCGGACUCUCCCCACUCUCGGCCGUACCAGGGCAUUCAGGGCCACUUGCCAACUUAAAAUAAUAUGUUCAAAAGAAUGCUAAGUGUUGCUGGAAGAUUGGCCUGCAUCAGCGUCUUAAUUGAUGAUGGGCAGUGAAGUAGUUGAGCGUAUCGACCGCUCCACUUAUUGUGGGGGAUUUCAUCAGUCCUGAUGCACUGGAGUCCGGUAUGGAUUUGGAAAGCUUAGAUGGCUUUUUCCGACUUGGAUCACUUGUGGCGUAGGCGAGGUAUUUGUCUGUCAACCCAAAACGAUUUUACUGUUCGGCAGUCCUAUUUUACUUUAUGGGUGUGAAAUAUGGUCAUUAAGAAUAGAUUAUAUUCGUAGAUUAUUAGCGCUUUAUCACAGGUGUCUCAUAAGCGUCGCUCAUAUAUCUUGCAACCACGAAGUAAGCGAUACUGGAUUUAGGGAUACGGUGCUGGGUAAAGAUUCCAGAUCAAUUGAUGAUGUAGUCAAGAGUUACCAUCUGAGGUAGUUGGGACAUGCGUUGCGUAUGCACAGCCAUCGUUUAUUUUGAUGGAGCGUUGUCUGUUGUGUGAGUAAGUUGGAAGAAAACUGCAAUUAGCAAAACCAAAACGUGGCAUCAGUUCAUUAAGUCAUUGAAAAUUGGAUUAAGUAAUGUUAAUAGGUGUAGACUAGCUGGUUAGUGUCGACGUGGUUGUCGUUAUCAGUAGUUAAGGACUUUGGAUGACAUAACUCGAAAUCGUUUGCGAUGUCGCAGGUGCAUCUUCUUUUUAUCUUCCACAUUCUAAGUUUAUUAAUUCAUAACUUUUAUUUCACUGGUUUAUAUUUCUCGAAUCGUCUCUUCGGUGCCCAAUUUUUUCUGCUACUACCUUUACUACUCCGGAAUUUGCCGUGACAAUUUUAUUUCGCUGUAUUACCGGGUAGGGCAACUUAAACUGGUGUUGAUACGUAUAGGGCAUUAGGUUGCCUUUGACUGGCCGACUUCACAAGAAAAUGAAAAGCUACUUGAGUAACAGAGGAAUCAGCUUGACUAAUGUGGUUUCUAUAAUCAUGUGACAAAUAAAGAUCAGAUUAGGAACUAAGUAGUUCAUGAAAGGAUAUCAGGGGUUUGAGGUGCAAUAACUAGCUCAUCACUCCUAUUUAACAUAGAUGCUAGUCGAAAUCCCAUUUUGGUUAUAUUUCUUGAUUUGACUUCAGUCAGUAACGACAAUGAAUAACUGGAAUAAGUAUUCAUAAUUUAAAGCAGUAUAUAAACAAUAAAGGACAGGUGUGCAAUCAUAUAACAAAGAAUGACCUAGAAUAAAAUAUGAAUCAACAUAAUUCACCACAUUCCGUUUUAGUAAAGUGAGGGAAAAACAAGAGUCGAAACGACAGUACCAUCAGUAAUGCUAAGAAUCAAACGUAGUGAGUACUGUAUAAGAACAAAUAAGUGAAAAACAAAUAAUAUUAAAUUUGAGAUUCUUUGGCUCAAAAGGGACUGACGUCGAGCCCUGUCCAUUAAACUCUACAAGUAUCGCAUCCCAAACAUGUUUGUGGAUAAGCAACAAACGAAUAUUGUGCUUGGUGUUUUUAAUAUAGUUGUAUUUAAAACAAUGUAAUUUGUAAUUACAGGUCAUUGCACGUAAAUUAUGAUGAAUUCAACUCGUCUCUGCUUUCCUCCCUUUCAAUCUUGGGCUAACUGUUAGCUUUCUUGGUUUAUUUAAAAAUAGGAUGUGUUGUUUCACUUUCUUAUCCUAGCCGUGUGUAAAAUACAAGUACUGAAAGGUGGUUUUUUCAUUAUGUUGUGUCGUCAUUCCACUCCCGUUGUCGAAGUGUAGAUUAAUGACUAAUCUCAUUAGGUAACUUUGUCACUAACUUCAGUUUUCGGUAUUUUAAUCUCUAACAUACCCAGACAGCUUCCGUGCAAUAUCACCCCUCUAUCUCCUGUACUAAUUGUGUUUCCAUAAGUAUAUACUUAGAUAUUUAUCGCUCUUUAUGAUCUGAAACAGUUUAAUUAAGUUUUCUUGCACAUGAUUUCAGGAUCGAUGUUAAUAUGCCUAACUCAAAUAUUAGCUUAGUGAUCUUAUUCAUCAAAUGUAUGGGUUAUUAUUUAUUGUGAUAUGGUUCGCAAUAUUGCGGGUAGACAUUAGUAGAAAUCAUCUGAUUCUAUAGCUUAUGGUCGCUUUGUUACCUUUUAUUUCGACUAGUAAAGAAAAUAUAAUAGGGCGGAAAAAGAUGAAUAUAAUUCAGUGAAUUGCUCAGAGAUGCUACCGGUUUUUUUUCACUGUGUUGUGUUAAUAAUCUGACAACAGUAAUAUGAUUUCUUUUUAUAGUUAACCCACCAGUUACUUGUGUGUGAGCUACACUUUUAAGUGUGAUGGAUAGGGACAUUACCCAUCUGCCCAAACCAGCGUGGACGGAAAAGGGUUCAGAUCUGGGAGGUCUUAACUACGAAGCGACGAGUUGUCACUAAAGUCAUUAUCAUAAUAAUAAAUUUUCUCUAUCCAUCUGAUGCCUCACUCUUUAUCUGGUUUUAUCUGUCAGUUAGGUUGCUAAAAUUGUAGCUUUUGUUUAUUGAUUUCUGAUUUCAGAACAUGUUGAAUGCAUUAUUUCGCUUAGUCUAGUGAUGGACGCAGCUUUUUGGAGGUUUUAUAUCAUAAAUUUUACAAACAAAUGAAUUUCAGAUGGAUUUAUGGAAAAGCAUUGAGAAAAAUCUGUCUUGGUUUGACUUGUCGUCGGAGGUGCGUAUACAGUUGAACGAUGACCCAAAGAAGUACGAGGAACAGAUUUUGUUACACAGUUUUCGAAACCAGUUGCGCUACACCGGAAAUAUAGUACAAUUGGUAUGCAAAGUGUUUAGAUAAUCUCAACUUAAGGUCAUAAAACGUGAAAAAAAAUACUACGAGAAACUUGUUGAUUAUGGAAGACAACAUUAUCUCCUAUAUCCUUACCACUUACAAGACAAAAUAGUCCGUGGUUUGCAAAUUACGCAGUUUGUCUACUACCGUCGCAUGAUAAUUGACCUGAUUUCGACUGAAAAGUCAUAUGACUGUCUUCCAAAUUUUACUGCUGCAGAUUGCUUACGUUUGUUGGGAAUUGGCAGAAAUCAGUAUAUUGAGCUUGUUAACACUUACAAGAGUUUCCUGUCGUCAAUAGGUCCUGACGAAAAUGAAAUUCAGGGACUUCUUUGUGACAUUCUGCCGUCACAGCCAAUCGAUAAAGUCAUAUUUGAGCCCUGGUAUGUAGUUCGUAUUGGGUCAGUUAUGUUAUCUGACAUACAAGCAUCUACGGAUUCCGAGCGCAUAACGAUCGACCAGCUUAUAGAUGCUGAAAAAGCAGAUGACUUGGAGGAAUCCAACGAAGUCGGUCCCGGAAUUCUGGUUAAAGAUCUUGAUCAAAAUAUCAUCAAAGGACUUUACCUUCGUGGUUUGGUUUACAUUGAUAUUCCAGUGUCUUGUGACGACAAGAUAUGUGUCCCUACACUUGAGGGCUUCGUAAUGAAUCGUAUCAGUGGAGAUAUUAGAGAAAAUCUUUUAUACAAGAUUUUUGUCACUGCUGAUGAGAAUACAUCAGUUAGUGAACUAGCCGAGUGUCUGCAGGUAGAUGUGAAUUCAGUAAAACAAGCUGCUUCUAUAUUUUGUCGGUUGGGGUUCGCUCAAAAACGGAUUGGACGUCUGGAGAGUCGAACACAGCCUUUUCAAAUUCCAAUAUCCAUUGAGGAGUCUGAUACGCUGCUACACACGGAAAACUCAGUUGUCGACGCAAACUUAGAUUCCUUUCCAUCUGUAGAUGAUCACCCUCAGCAGAAAAAAAAGUUGGUUCUGAUAUUUGAUUCGACCAUCACAGCUUAUCUCAUGAUGGGCAAUUUAUCACCCAACUUAAAGCCUCAUGCAGUUACAAUGUUUGAAGUCGGGAAAUUAUCAGAUGAUUCAUUGAAUUCUUUCAUAUUUGAAUUAAACCAUCUUGCUCCUGUUUCAGAAGGUGAAGCCGGAGUUUAUCGCGAGUAUGCUCUGAAUUUAAGAAAAACAAUCCACUUUUUGCGUAGUCAGGCUUCAUUAGACUCAACGGACUUUUGUGAUGUGGAUUUAAUUAGAGGUGGUUCGUUGUUAAGUUUAGAGGCUGAAACACGCAUACGAGUUUUGCGCAAAAACUAUAACGUAGUUGUGAGCCUUAUUCCCUCAACAUAUGAAGACCAGCAAGCUUCUGAUUCCCAAUGGCCACCACAUUUGGGGCCACCUAUAUCAGAAGCUAAUUCUCCGUGGUUUGGUCUUUUUAUUUCUUGUAUCGCAAGCAAUACAACUCAAAGAAAACAGAAUCCCAGUGUUAAUGUAUUGCCUACUCUUUUGAUAACAUGUGGUACUAGAAUAUCUAGACUUCCAUUACCUUUACGAGGAAUUUCACGCUUCUGGCUUACUGCAUGGGGUCAUGAUGCUGUAGUGGUAGACUCAACUAAUUUUUUAACCACAGCAAACGAUAUGCUUCUAUCAUCACCUGUACUUAUCCAAGCUAUCGAAAGUUAUGAAUUUGAAGAAAAUUUAUCCCAGAGGUACAUACCUUUACCUAUUUCCAAGGAAUUCCUACAACAUUCAUCCAAUUGUGUACCAGAAUUCAUAAUACAUCUUAUGAACGUUAUCGAUUUAACCUAUGUCUCUGGAUAUAUCAUAGUACUGGCUCCAUUGAACAAGUGUGAACACUACCAAGAUCUGAAUAAACUAGCUUCAGAAGACCAAAACAUUCUAUUAACUAGCACAGACUCCAUUUUACAACGCGAUCAACAAAAAAGUGAAUACAAUUGUUCUAGGAAAGCUGUUUUAGUGGAAAAUGAAUUGCUCACUAUUAUGAAAGAGCAUAAACCAAUCUAUUUCAUUACUUUACGUCUAGGUUUGCCCAUUUUUAACAUGGAAUUAAAUCACGCAGUUUGUGCUCAAAUAUCUAAUCAGAAUUUACUAUCCACUAAUAACCGCAAUCAUCUUGAAGCUACUAAUCAUCUACUUGUUGAAGAAUUUACAAAAUUUAUUUUUAAUGACUGUUCAGGUUUGUUACCUAACCAAAACCAAUGUAGUUAUUCAACCCUUGUUACCAGUUCUGGUGGUAAUUUUCCUGAUACCUGGCCCCUUCCUACAAAAAAUAUGAUGUGCGCUAAUGGUAUUUUGUCAUUUUUUUAGUCUUUUUCGCCACACCUAAUAAUAUUUAAUCUGCAAUUAUUUUUGGUUGUAACGCGUACAUAUCUAUUUCGGUCAAAUGAUUUAAUCGUUUGAUGAACACUCAUUUUAAGUUUUUUGCGUGGAUUAUCUGUUAUUCAGGUAUCACUUAGGUUUUGUCUUUUUCUAUUUUUAAUUUCUACCCGUUCUUUCGUAUUUUUUAUUUCACCCUAAAAAUAUAUUGUCAUACAUGUGACAGCAGU
Molecule: messenger RNA, 5701 nt
Organism: Schistosoma guineensis
Lineage: Eukaryota; Metazoa; Platyhelminthes; Trematoda; Strigeidida; Schistosomatidae
Source: the annotation of a GenBank genome assembly